This is a messenger RNA of Amphibalanus amphitrite, 927 nucleotides long. RefSeq lists its product as uncharacterized. NCBI's taxonomy places the organism in Eukaryota, Metazoa, Arthropoda, Thecostraca, Balanomorpha, Balanidae. Gene Ontology annotation, molecular function: nucleic acid binding. The transcript is spliced from 2 exons. Bases 1 to 927 code for a protein of 308 amino acids. The record is from RefSeq and is a predicted model, not a curated record.
AUGAAGGUCGAACAAUACAGUUUGGAGGCUCGCAGCCGCGCCAUUGGCAUGCUCCAAGCCGGCAAGACGCAGAGGGACGUUGCCUCACACUUUGGGGUCCCAGUCCUCACCAUCAAACGCUGGUGGAAGAAGUUUAAGGAGGCAGGGAGCGUCGCAGAUAGACCGCGGUCAGGGCGCCCUUCCAGCAUCUCGACCGUCGCCAAGAUCGUGAUGAAGAAAGCGGCUGGAAAAUCUGGCCACUCGGCGAGGAAGCUGUCCAAACAGCUCACUCGGAAGAAAUAUCCGGUGUCCGAGAGGACUGUCCGCCGGUACUGGAGGAACACCCUUGGACUGAAGGCCUACAAGAUCCGCAACGAGCGAGUGUGGGCUGAGAACCCGGCUGAAGUCCCGAAGGCGUUCAGCGUCAAAUUCCCGCCGAAACUGAUGGUGUGGGGCAUGAUGUCCUACGAGGGAUUGAGCCAGCUGCACGUGAUCCCGCAGAAGACGUCGGUCAAUGCCGAGUACUACGUGGAGCACAUCCUCGAGGAAGUCUGCCUCCCUGCCAUCAACAGGACGGCCACGACGGGCUCCGUCCUCACGCGCCGCAUGGUCGAGCGCAGGUCGGACAGCAUUUUCAUGCAGGAUGGCGCUCCAGCUCAUCGGUCUGCCAGAGCGCAGAAGUGGUGCCGGGAGCACCUCCCCAACUUCUGGGCUAAGGACACGUGGCCAGGGAACAGCCCUGACCUGAAUCCAAUUGAAGAGCUCUGGGGGAUAAUGCAGCAGGAGCUGGACAAGAAAAAACCUCCCAGCAACCUUGGACAGCUCGAGAAGGCGCUCAAGAGGACGUGGGCGAGCAUCAGCCCACAGACUCUGAAGAACCUGGUGGCCAGCAUGCCCGCACGUGUCUCACUCUGUGUCCAGCUUCGUGGAGAAUACAUUGACCGCUGA